CGAGGUCACUAUGAUUAAUCUAUUUGUUCUACAAAAAAAUCGUUUGGCGCAAGUGCCCAUUGAGGACCGUCGCGAACUGCUUAAUUACCAGCCCAUUUGGGUUGAUGUGAUUGACCCAUCGGACGAUGAAUUGGCAUGGAUAGCCGAAUAUUAUAAGGUGGUGUUACCUGAUCCUGAGGAAUUAGGAGAUUUGGAAGCUUCCGCUCGUUAUUUUGAACGGGAGGAAGAUGGUCAUGUGCAUAUUCAUGCGGAUUUCUUGUUAGACGAGGAAGAAAAUACCCGUAGCGUAAGGGUUGCGUUUGUCCUAACGCAAAAUGCCCUGUUUUCGAUUCAUGAUGAAGAUUUGGCGGUCUUUCGUUUAGUGCGUUUACGAGCACGUUUGCGCCCUGGAACCAUUACCGAUGCAAAAAGUGUUUUGCUUGAACUUUUUGAUGCCAAUGCCGAGUACUCUGCUGAUUCUGUAGAAGAAAUUUAUGAAAGGCUUGAAAAAGCAAGCCAUGAAGUGCUUUCAAGUGACCUAUCAGACGAGGCAGCAGCGAGCAUUCUUGAAACCAUUGCAUACGAAGAAAACUUAAAUGGACAUAUACGCCGCAAUGUGAUGGAUACGCGUCGCGCUAUUUCUUUUAUGGUCCGGAGCCAGUUAUUAACAGGCGAACACAUGGAUGAUGCCCGCCAAAUUUUGCGUGAUAUUGAAUCCAUAGAAAAUCAUACGGCGUUUUUAUUUGAAAAAAUUAACUUCUUAAUGGAUGCAACCGUCGGUUUUAUUAAUAUUAAUCAAAAUAAAAUCAUUAAGUUGUUUUCAGUUGUAUCGGUUUGUUUAAUGCCUCCGACUUUAAUUGCUAGUGUUUAUGGCAUGAAUUUUAAGUUUAUGCCCGAGUUGGAUUUAAAAUAUGGUUAUGUUAUGGCCAUUGUUUUAAUGGUGUUUAGCGCGAUUGUCCCUAUCAUCUGGUUUAGGCGACCGACUGCGUCGGGAAAAACAGCCUGUGCUUUGCACUUAGCAAAAUAUUUUCCAAUUGAAAUCAUUAGUAUGGAUUCUGCUUUGGUUUACCGUGACAUGAAUAUUGGCACGGCAAAACCCUUGGCAGACGAGUUGGCGAUUUGCCCGCACCACUUAAUCGAUGUGAUUGAACCCACCGACCACUUUUCAGCAGCCCAGUUUGCAAGCCGUGCGUUAACGUUAGUGACGGCGAUCCAGUCACGUGGCAAAAUUCCAGUAUUGGUUGGUGGCACGAUGUUGUAUUAUCGUGCUUUAGUCAUGCCCUUAGAUGAUUUGCCAUCCCGCGAUGAGGCUAUCCGUCAAACGUUGGAUCAGUUAGCUUUACAAAAAGGCUGGGCAUAUUUGUAUGACCAGCUCAUUUUGCUCGAUCCUACCACAGCCGCACGUUUAAACCCGCAAGAUCGACAACGCAUUCAAAGAGCUUUAGAGGUUUUUUAUAUUACAGGCAGGCCCUUGUCGAGUUUUUUUAAUACUCAAACUGCCACACCGAGUUUGGUGCCCACCUUGAUUAGUUUAGAACCGAGCAAUCGUGCUUUGUUACACGAAAGAAUAUUACAACGAUUUGAUGUCAUGCUUGAAAAGGGAUUUGAAGAGGAAGUCAUCCGUUUACGUGCGCGCGGCGACCUAAGCCUAGAGCUCCCUUCUAUGCGUUGUGUGGGGUAUCGGCAAAUGUGGCAGUAUCUUGAUCAUACGAUUGAUUAUGAGCAAAUGCGGGAAAAAGGUAUUGUGGCGACUCGGCAAUUAGCUAAAAGACAGCUGACUUGGUUGCAUAAAAUAAGACCAUUGCUUUUUUAUGACACUGAUAUGACAAACCAUGCCGCCAAUUUCGAACAACAAGAAAUUGAUAAAUUUAGUCAAGUUGCUCACCAAUGGUGGGAUCAAUCUGGUGAAUUCAAACCCUUACACGACAUUAAUCCGUUGCGUCUGAAUUGGAUCGAUCGUCAAGUACCCUUGGCAGGAAAAGUGGUUUUGGAUGUGGGCUGUGGCGGGGGCAUACUGUCUGAAAGCAUGGCAAUUAAGGGGGCACAGGUGACAGGGAUAGACUUGUCCGAAGCGUCGCUUGAAACAGCGCGUUUACAUGCACGAGAAACCCAAACAGCGGUGACUUACGAACUCAUUAGCGUUGAAGCACUCGCUGCUCGUGAUCCCGCGCAUUUUGAUGUCGUGACUUGUAUGGAGAUGCUUGAGCAUGUUCCUGACCCCGCUGCGAUCGUCAAGGCGAUCCGUCAACUCGUUAAACCUGGUGGUAUGGUGUUUAUGUCGACCUUCAAUCGCAAUUUAACGGCUUAUGUUUUUGCUGUGCUGGGAGCGGAAUAUAUCCUCAAAAUGCUUCCCAAAGGCACACACGAUUACCAAAAGUUUAUUACCCCUGCUGAACUCGCUAGCAUGGCAAGACAUGCAGGAUUGGCGUUACAAAAACUUGAGGGCAUGCGUUAUAACCCGCUAUUUAAAUCGUAUGAACUUACGCCAAACACACAAGUGAAUUAUCUGGCGACGGUGUUAUUUGAUUUUGAUGGUACACUAGCUGAUACGGCUCAUGAUUUAGCUAAUGCGACCAAUCAAGCCCUAGUUCACCAUGGCUUAGCGCCGAUUGAGAUUGGAUUUUUAAAGCCGCAGGCUUCGUCUGGUGCACAAGGCUUACUGGGGGCAGCGGGUUUUACUCCAGAGCAUCAACAAUAUGAGUCAUUGCGACAGAGUUUCAUCGAGUUUUACGCAAAAAACCUUUCCGAACACACCGCACUAUUUGACGGGGUGAGCAAUAUUCUCGAAAAAAUCGAAACCAAAGGGUUGUUAUGGGGCAUCGUUACCAACAAGUCGUCGCGUUUUACUUUGCCUUUGGUCGAACAACUUGGACUGGAUUUGGCAAGUGUGGUUGUUUGUGGCGAUACGACGCCUUACACUAAGCCCUCACCCGAACCGCUGUUAUUUGCUGCACAACAGCUCGAUAUUGCUCCAGAGUCCAUCAUUUAUGUAGGCGAUGCGCGACGAGAUAUUGUCGCAGCAAAAGCGGCAAACAUGUAUAGUGUGGCUGCAGGUUAUGGUUACUGUGCUGGCGAAAACCCAGCGUUAUGGGGAGCCGAUGACGUUAUUAACAACCCUAUGGGUUUAAAUGCCAUCAUCAAAGAACUUUUAUUACCAACUCAU
This is a messenger RNA of Darwinula stevensoni, 3142 nucleotides long. NCBI's taxonomy places the organism in Eukaryota, Metazoa, Arthropoda, Ostracoda, Podocopida, Darwinulidae. The record is from the annotation of a GenBank genome assembly.